Linum trigynum is the source of this 2334-nucleotide messenger RNA. Lineage: Eukaryota; Viridiplantae; Streptophyta; Magnoliopsida; Malpighiales; Linaceae. The record is from the annotation of a GenBank genome assembly.
AAGCAAAUCAUUAUGACAAGAUUCUUACGGUUGAUUAUUUCCUUUUUUGUAAGAAAAAGUCGUGUAUUAAUUUCGAUGUACAGAGCAGCUGUGUGAUAGAAAGCUAAUUUGUAGGCAGGCCGAGUAGAAGGGAGUGCGGAAAUUGGAAUUUUUUUUUGUCUCUGAAGGAUUUUGCUAAUGGAUUCUUUUGUUCUUUUGAUUUGACUUUUGAGCAAUUCAGUCUGUUUGUUUGUUUGUUUGUUUUGUUUUUGCUUUUACAAAUACAAGCAAUAGGCGGUAGGCCCAUCACUUGGCCGGGUCAGAAAGCCCACUCCAACACAUCGCAAGUCCAACUCAGAAAGCGCCAACAAGAGACCGAAACCCUACUCAUGUAUUGAUAUUUUAUACCGACUACCGAGCAGUCUCUCCCAACAAAUCUCCGGGCACCUAAUCUGACGGGAUUCUCGUCGGCGGCGGUAACAGAAGAAGUAGUAGAAAAUGGGUAAAGGAACAGGAAGCUUUGGGAAGCGAAGGAACAAGACCCACACCCUCUGCGUCCGAUGUGGCCGCCGGAGCUUUCACCUCCAGAAGAGCCGCUGCUCCGCUUGCGCUUACCCCGCCAGCCGCCUCAGAAAAUAUAACUGGAGCGAGAAAGCAAUCCGCAGGAAGACCACAGGGACGGGCAGGAUGAGGUAUCUCCGCAAUGUGCCUCGACGCUUCAAGACCAAUUUCAGAGAAGGUACGCAAGCAGCACCAAGGUCCAAAGGAACAGCUGCAGCCUCCUCCUAAAACGCCCCCCCAUGUCUUUCUCUGUUCAUUCUGCAGUUUUUUUGUUUGUCUGAAUGACUGCUCUUUCAUGAACUGCCAAAGUUUUGGGAUUAUAGUCCAUGUUCGAUACUAAUGGAUGAUCAUAUGAAAUCAUGUCACUUUUACUUUCACACUAGUCUUCAUUGCCCGCGCUCCGCGCUGGGACUUGUGUUAAAUUUACAGAACUCUAUAAUUAGUCCAUAAUCAUAUCAAAAUUCUUAGGUCUUGAAUUUCAUCCCAAUUUGAUCAAAUAUUGACAUACCAUACGUAUAACAUUAAUAUUGUACGAAAUCAUUCAUGGGUAUACAUUAUUUCGAUUUUAAUGCUUAAUUAACAUUAACCAAUCUCUAAAAGUAAAGAGUCUGAAUCCACAAUUGAACCCUCCCCUCUCUACUUCCAAACGUGCAAUGUGCUUCCUUACGCUGUGCAUCACUCAAACAAAAUGGAGGGUAAAUAAGCUUUGGCGAAUUGACAAUUGCCAGAGGGGGUACUGCGAUGAAGCAAUUAACAUGUUCCAAAUCAAGUCAACCAAUGUGCUCCAAGAUCCAGAAGCUAUGGCACCUCAAAACUCAAAUGAGCCACUUAUAUCAUGGAAAAUAUUAUAACUCACACACACACACAAAAUAUAACAGCAUGUAUGUACACAGUCACAAAGAUGAGCGACCAAAGAGAUCAACAGAACAUAUGUAACAACAUAUGAUCCAUUGAUGCCCCGACAUGUCCUCUGAUACUAAUGUAGAAAAACAAAACAAUAUACAUGUAAUAAAGAUCAUGCAUCCCUACCCAAAAACAAAAUGAUACAUUCAACUUCAACUGUCACGUGAAUAGAAUUUAAAAACUUAAAAAUUUAAAGAGAUUGAGUUUAGUAACCCAUUAAAUCUGCAGAUAAAAUACACAUUAGCAGCCUGAAGUAGAAUGCAGGAGAGUAACAGAUCUAGAGUUCUAGAAAGCGUAAAAGCAAAAAUUGCAGACUAAAACACGACCAACAAAGAACCCAAAUAUCAUGACUGAAUUUGCCAAAAACAAAUUUCAGGGAAGAGAGCGAAUGACUGAAACCUCUUUGUGAAUCGAGCGGGUCUCCAAAACUCGUGUUAUGAAAUUGAGACGCGGAAAAAGAGAUUUCAAAUAAGGAAAGCAAGAAUCUAAGAAAGAUUCAGGUGAAUCAAAGAGGCGGGAAUUGAUUCAGGUUGCAUUGAUUGAAAGAUGUAGCCUCAGGGUCUGCUUACCCUCCUCAAUCACUCCGUAGUUCAAGGCGAUUGUCGACUCCAAAACACAGGAUCACCAACAAACAAAAACAAUGGAUCAGAAAAGAGAAACCUGGUAUACAUAACAGGGGCAGAGUGGGGUGGAGGAUAUAAUAAAUAAGUGGAACUAUCAGAGAGAGUGAGAAAUACCUUCAUCAAUGUUUCUGGUCAUUCUCCGCCAAAGACAAAGUUACGGUGAUUAUCUGCGGACCCUCAAUCAGCCCGACAGAUCUGCAUAUUGAAGGGGAAAGAGAAGAGAAUCACAAUCCAAGGUGAAACAAAUGAAUAAAAAAUGAGAUUGGGG